AUGUCUUCAAUCUACGAGUCCUCAACUCCGUCGAUUUCGGCAUUCAACACCGCCAACUACAAUCCACAGCUCGUCAAGGGCGUGGAAUCGGUGCUGGUGAUCGGUUCUGGCGGUCUUUCCAUCGGACAGGCCGGUGAAUUCGACUAUUCGGGAUCGCAGGCCAUCAAGGCCCUCAAGGAAGCCAACAAACGCACAAUCCUCAUCAACCCAAACAUUGCCACCAACCAGACGUCGCACUCGCUGGCGGACGAAAUCUACUAUCUACCGGUCACACCUGAGUAUAUCACCUAUAUCAUCGAGCGUGAGAGACCAGAUGCGAUUUUGCUAACUUUCGGUGGCCAGACCGCUCUCAACUGCGGUGUAGCACUUGAAAAAAUGGGUGUGCUAGAAAAAUACAACAUCAAAGUGCUAGGAACGCCCAUCAAGACCCUGGAAACCUCCGAAGACAGAGACCUUUUCGCACAAGCUUUGAAAGAAAUCAACAUUCCCACCGCCGAGUCUUUUGCUUGCGAAACCAUCGACGACGCCCUUCUUGCCGCUGGAAGAGUCGGCUAUCCUGUUAUUGUCAGAUCAGCCUACGCACUCGGAGGUCUGGGAUCGGGUUUUGCUAAUAACGAGGCCGAGAUGAAGGAACUGGCAGCUCAAGCGCUAUCACUCUCUCCUCAAAUUCUGGUUGAAAAGUCACUAAAGGGCUGGAAAGAAGUAGAGUACGAAGUUGUUCGUGACAGAGUUGGAAACUGUAUCACAGUCUGCAACAUGGAAAACUUCGACCCAUUGGGUGUACACACUGGUGAUUCUAUCGUCUUCGCACCAUCCCAGACUUUAUCCGAUGAAGAGUACCACAUGUUGAGAACUGCUGCCAUUAAAAUUAUCAGACACUUGGGUGUUAUUGGUGAGUGUAACGUUCAGUACGCUUUGCAACCAGAUGGAUUAGACUAUAGAGUCAUCGAGGUUAACGCCCGUCUCUCGCGUUCGUCUGCUUUGGCCUCCAAAGCUACAGGCUACCCACUAGCCUACACUGCUGCUAAGAUCGCUCUAGGAUACACUCUACCAGAACUACCCAACCCUGUCACCAAGACCACUGUCGCCAAUUUUGAGCCAUCUCUAGACUACAUUGUGGCAAAGAUACCUCGUUGGGAUUUGGCAAAGUUCCAACAUGUCAACCGUAACGUGGGUUCCGCCAUGAAGUCCGUCGGUGAGGUUAUGGCUAUUGGGAGAAAUUUCGAAGAGGCCUUUCAGAAAGCCAUCAGACAGAUCGAUCCCUCGUUCUUGGGAUUCCAGGGAUCUGACGAAUUUGGUGACGACUUGGAUGAAGUCCUCGCAAACCCAACUGACAGAAGAUGGUUGGCUAUCGGACAAGCUUUGAUUUACGAAGGAUACUCUGUGGAAAAAGUGCAUGAAUUGUCUAAGGUCGAUGCUUGGUUUUUGCACAAGUGCAUGAACAUGGUCGAAAUGUAUAAGGAGUUGGAUGCUGUUAAUUCAUUGGAGGCCUUGGAUAAGGAGCUUUUGACCAGAGCAAAGAAAAUGGGUUUUUCGGACAAGCAGAUUGCCCUAUCGAUCAACAAGAACAAUGAAAACAAGGUUCAUGAGCUGGACGUCAGAAAGUACAGAAAGUCUUUUGGUAUCACCCCAUUCGUGAAAAAAAUCGAUACCUUGGCCGCAGAGUUCCCUGCUAACACUAACUAUCUAUACACCACCUACAAUGCUACCAAGAGUGAUGUUGAUUUCAACGACAAGGGCAUGUUGGUUUUGGGAUCUGGUGUUUACCGUAUUGGUUCCUCCGUCGAAUUCGAUUGGUGUGCUGUCAACACGGCUAGGGCCUUAAGAGAGUCUGGAAAGAAGACUGUCAUGAUCAAUUACAAUCCAGAAACCGUUUCUACGGAUUUCGAUGAAGUGGACAGACUGUACUUCGAAGAAUUAUCUUUUGAAAGAGUUAUGGAUAUUUAUGACUUAGAAAAUUCUGAAGGUUGUAUCAUCUCUGUUGGUGGCCAGCUUCCUCAAAACAUCGCCUUGAAGCUUCAAGACAAUGGCGCCAAGAUUUUGGGUACUGAUCCUGUUGACAUUGACAGGGCCGAGAACAGACACAAGUUCUCUUCCAUCCUUGAUAGCAUUGGCGUCGACCAACCAGAAUGGAGCGAAUUGUCGUCUGUGGAAGAAGCUGAGGAAUUUUCUAACCGCGUUGGAUACCCAGUCUUGAUUCGUCCAUCGUACGUUCUGUCUGGUGCUGCAAUGAGUGUUGUGAAUUCGGAAGAUGAGCUACUAACCAAGUUGACAAACGCUUCUGAUGUUUCUCCAGACCAUCCAGUGGUGAUUUCCAAGUUUAUCGAGGGUGCACAAGAAAUCGAUGUUGACGCUGUCGCUCACAAGGGCGAAGUUUUGGUGCACGCUAUCUCCGAGCAUGUUGAGAACGCCGGUGUUCACUCUGGUGAUGCCACUUUGAUUCUACCCCCACAAUCUUUGAGCCAAGAAAUCAAAGACAGACUGUAUGAAAUUGCCCAGAAGGUUGCCAAGGCCUGGAAGAUAACGGGUCCAUACAACAUGCAAAUCAUCAAAGAUGACAGAAAUCACGGCACAACUUUGAAGGUGAUCGAAUGUAAUAUCAGAGCCUCUAGAUCGUUCCCAUUCGUUUCCAAGGUUCUAGGUCGUAACUUUAUCGACGCUGCCGUUAAGGCAUUUAUCGGAGAAGACGUGCCAAAGCCUGUAAACCUUAUGGACGAGGAAUAUCCUUAUGUUGCUACCAAGGUGCCACAAUUCUCAUUCACACGUUUGGCUGGCGCAGAUCCAUUUUUGGGCGUUGAGAUGGCCUCUACGGGUGAGGUUGCGUCCUUUGGUAAGGACGCACUCGAAAGUUACUGGACCGCUAUGCAGAGCACAAUGAAUUUCCACGUUCCACUGCCUCCUAGCGGUGUGAUGUUUGGUGGUGACUUGACCAAGAACCAGCUUGGCGAGGUUGCUGCAUUGGUGGCAGGCUUGGGCUACAAGAUUUACGUUACCAACGAGGUUACCAAGGAAUACUUGCAAAAAUUUGUUCCUGCUGACUGCGACGUGAUGAUCAUCGAAUUCCCCAAGAACGACAAGCGUAAGUUGCGUGAAUUGUUCCAGAAAUACGACAUCAAGGCUGUGUUCAACCUGGCCGCUAGAAGGGCCGAGUCUUUGGAGGACGUGGACUAUGUGAUGAGAAGAAACGCCAUCGAUUUCGCACUUCCUCUAUUCAACGAGCCUCAGACUGCGUUGCUAUUCGCCAAGGCCCUUACUCAGAAGGUUGGUGAAAAGCUCAAGGUGCUAGAGUCCUCUGAUGUGCUUGUGCCUCCAGAGGUGCAAACAUGGCACGAGUGGAUCGGCCAGAGACCCAUGUAA
Lachancea lanzarotensis is the source of this 3357-nucleotide messenger RNA. It is a transcript of the gene CPA2, whose product is annotated as LALA0S09e04148g1_1. NCBI's taxonomy places the organism in Eukaryota, Fungi, Ascomycota, Saccharomycetes, Saccharomycetales, Saccharomycetaceae. Gene Ontology annotation, molecular function: aspartate carbamoyltransferase activity; metal ion binding; dihydroorotase activity. Gene Ontology annotation, biological process: UTP biosynthetic process; L-citrulline biosynthetic process; 'de novo' pyrimidine nucleobase biosynthetic process. The record is from RefSeq and is a predicted model, not a curated record. Gene Ontology annotation, cellular component: cytoplasm; cytosol. Bases 1 to 3357 code for a protein of 1118 amino acids. The transcript has a single exon.